This is a messenger RNA of Tetrahymena thermophila SB210, 894 nucleotides long. RefSeq names its product peroxisomal membrane anchor motif protein. The record is from RefSeq and is a predicted model, not a curated record. The transcript has 6 exons. NCBI's taxonomy places the organism in Eukaryota, Ciliophora, Oligohymenophorea, Hymenostomatida, Tetrahymenidae. Gene Ontology annotation, molecular function: protein binding.
AUGCCUUUCUUUAAGAAAAAGGAGCCAAAAAAAACUAAAGAAUAGUUAGAAAAAGAAGAAGAAGAUAAAAAAGCUGAAGAGGAAAAAAAAAUCCUUGAAAAUGAGAAGUAAAUAGAAGUUGCUUAUCGUUUUUUGAUGCAGCCUGAAGUUUAGAAAUUUUCAGAUAUUAAUAAAAGAGUUUUUCUGAGAAAAAGAGGUCUUACUACAGACUAAAUAGAUUAGGCUUUUAAGAGGAGAGAUGAAAAGAAAGAAAGUGCUUAAACCGGCACUGAAUAACAAUAAAUCACCUAAUAGGAAUAGAAGGCAAGUGAAGAAAAUAAAUCUGUGUUAGUUUAUUCUGAAACUCUUGAAUAAAAGUUAGCAACUGCUUUAAAAAAUGGAUUCCUAAGCAUUCAAAAAUCAAAUACUACUGAGUUAAGCCCAAAAAUAUUUGAAGUUUCUAAUUUAAAAACUUUAGUAGCAUCCCAAAAUAUGUUAAAAGAAAUUCCUGAUGCAAUAGGAAAUUUGGUAAAUUUAAGAGUAGUACAAUUGGCCGAGUGUGGUUUGACAAAUGAUGUUAUCAGUGAUAAAUUAUUCAGUCUUCCUAACUUAGUAGAAUUAAAUCUAUCUAAAAAUAAAUUAACUUCAAUUCAUUUGAUUGUAAAUCUCCCAGAGCUUUAAAGAUUAGAUAUUUCCUACAAUAAUAUAGUUGAAUUACCUGAAGAUAUUGAAAAAUGUUAAAAACUUUAGCUGAUGAAUAUCUAAAAUAAUUAUAUUAACUUCUUCCCUCAUAAUUUUACAAAACUUGUUAAUUUGAAGAGAAUCCUUAUUUCAGGAAAUUAGUUUGAAAAAGAAGCUGAAGAUGCAUUAAAAUCUACUGGUGUGGAAGGCUUAUUUAAGUUUUUAUCUUAAUGA